GAUACGUCUCGCGUUACACAUCGUGCAAGUCAUGAACUUUAUAUAGUUCGAUAACAGUGCCCAUUUUUAUUGCAAACCGUAUUUAAAAAAAAGAAAUAAACUAGAUAAACAGUUUUAAAAAAGUGGAAAGAAUAGAAGCAUGAAAGUUACAAGCACAAUCGGUCGAUCCGUAGAAAUUCCACUUCGUAUGUUUGGUAUCUGGCCGGGCUCGCCGUACGUUUCACUUUGUAGAUUAUUUUGGACGAUUGCACUUGUGACUGCUCAAUAUUUUCAAUACCAGUAUAUUAUUACGCAUAUAUAUAUUGCCGAUCUCUCCGAUUUGAUGGACGGCUUAAGCGCAACUCUGGCUUUUACUCUGUUAUUCAUUAAACUCGUUACCUUUUGGAUAAAUCAACGAACGUUUAAUAAGAUAUUGGCAAUGAUGGCAAUAGAUUGGAAGAAGAACAGUGGUAUCGAUUUUAACAUGAUAAUAAGCAAUGCUACUUUGUCACAUAAUUUCUCUAAUUUCGUCUUCAGUUUCCAUUCAAUAGCCGUAAUAGUGUACAGUAUUAGCGUUCUCACUGUUAGUACAAGUGACUACGAAGGAACUGACAUAUCUAUGCGACCACUUAUUCUAAAGAUGAAUUUUCCAUUUCAUAGUGAUACACAGUUAAUUUAUGCAAUAAUGUUAAUCGCACAAUUUCUCUAUUUGCUGCUUUGUUCCAUCGGCGUUAGCACAUUAAACGCUCUACUAAUUGUUUUGAUACUGCAUCUAGCUGGCCAGAUUGAUAUUCUCCGUAGGUGGUUAACAGAGAUUCUUUUUUCAGAAGAAAACGGAUAUAAGCCGAGUGCGGUAAUGAUAAAAAAGAUAAUUGAAAAACAUCAAAAUAUUAUUAAUUUUUCAGAGGAUAUUGAAAAUCUCUAUUCUCGCAUUGCACUGAUUUUGUUUGUAUCGGACACUUUAAUUAUCUGUUUCGUUGGAUUUGUACUCGUUACGUCAAUUGGUGCGUCUAACAGUUUCUUUACGAUAUUAAAAAUCCUUGCAUUUUAUUUCGUGAUGAAUUUUGAAGCAUUUGUAUAUUGCUUCGCUGGAGAAUAUCUAAGUUCCAAAAGCAAAAUGAUCGGAGAAGCUGCAUACGAUUCUAGCUGGUAUCAAUCCACACCUCAAGAUAGUCGAAUUAUUUUGUUCUUGAUAAUGAGAUCGCAAAACCAAUUAACGAUUACGAUCGGAAAAUUUAUGGAUCUUUCCUUAGAGCGAUUUGCGAAUAUUAUAAAAGCUUCAGCAUCUUAUGUAUCAGUUUUGUUAGCGAUGUAUUAAAGAGCUAAUAAUUGUGCUUCUAAUUAGUUUAGAAAUUGUUUUUAUUAUACAUAGGUCAAAGGUAAUUUAUGUAAAUUAAAUAAAUCUUAGUAAAAGUAGCUCUUA
Messenger RNA from Ooceraea biroi (clonal raider ant), 1402 nucleotides. Its product is annotated as odorant receptor 13a. NCBI's taxonomy places the organism in Eukaryota, Metazoa, Arthropoda, Insecta, Hymenoptera, Formicidae. Gene Ontology annotation, biological process: sensory perception of smell; detection of chemical stimulus involved in sensory perception of smell. Gene Ontology annotation, cellular component: plasma membrane. The record is from RefSeq and is a predicted model, not a curated record. Gene Ontology annotation, molecular function: olfactory receptor activity; odorant binding.